AUGUCCCAGCUUCAGAGACCCGCCGGCCCUUGCCGAACUGCUUCCGCUAACAGUUUCGCCGAGACAUUCAACAUCGCUCGGAGAAAUCUCGAGAAUCAGCUUUCUCACGAAGAACCGUCUUCUCUUGACCUUACGCCCUCAAACUCCACACCAUUAACGUCUCCGGCUUCAUCAAACGCAACCACACCGGCGAGCCCAGCCACUCCCAUCUCUCAGCCAAUCACACCGUUUGGUGCAAGCGAAGAGGUAGCCGACACGUUCGCUUUCGCCUUCGACAUUGAUGGAGUCCUCGUUCGGGGCGGCACGCCCAUUCCAGAAGCCAUUGAGGCUAUGAAGAUGCUCAACGGAGAGAAUGAGUACGGCAUAAGAGUUCCGUACAUUUUCCUCACCAAUGGCGGCGGCAAGACUGAGGCUGAGCGGUGCGUCGAUCUAUCCGACCAGCUUCAAGUUGAGGUCAGCCCUGGCCAGUUCAUCUGCGGGCACACUCCUAUGAGAGAGCUUGCGGACAAGUACCGCGGUGCAGUCUUGGUUGUAGGCGGUGAGGGCGAGAAGUGCCGCACAGUAGCUGAGCAUUACGGCUUCCGUGAUGUUAUUACCCCUGGAGAUAUCAUCAAGACCAAUGCAGCAGUCGCUCCGUUUCGGAAGCUAACCGAACUCGAGCACGCUAACUCUCAAGACCUGCUCGAGCGGGGCAACAUCAACGAUAUUGUUAUCGAAGCCAUCUUUGUUUUCGCCGACAGCCGCGACUGGGCUUCCGAUCUACAGAUCAUUCUGGAUAUUGCCAUGUCCAAGGGUGGCCGACUCGACACUCGCUCGGAGACCUUCGACGAAGGUCCUCCAAUCUUCUUUUCGCACAGCGACGUUGUGUGGUCUGCGGCUCAUGAGAAUGUCCGGUUGGGCAUGGGCGCUCUUCGCAGGAUUGUUGAGACAAUCUUCUCCGAUGUGACCGGAGGCAAGAAACUUGUGACGCAUGCCUUUGGCAAGCCUCAGGUCAAUACCUUUGAGUUUGCAACUCGCCUACUGCAGCAAUGGCGUGCCACCCAGCACGGUCUUGAUGACCACAGCACGCUGGACACGGUUUAUUUUGUCGGCGAUACGCCCGAGUCUGAUGUCCGUGGCACCAAUGCCAUGGACGCCAAGUCGGAAAACACCUGGUACAGCAUUCUCGUCAAGACGGGCGUGUACCAAGACGGCACAGAGCCAGCAUAUAAGCCACGUGCCACUGUGCCGACCGUGCUGGACGCGGUCCGACAUGGCAUCGAGCGCGAGAUGCAAGCGCGCAUGCUCCGUCAAAGCAAGACGGACGCCAAGGAAUAG
Grosmannia clavigera kw1407 is the source of this 1317-nucleotide messenger RNA. RefSeq names its product phosphatidyl synthase. Gene Ontology annotation, cellular component: mitochondrion. Gene Ontology annotation, biological process: glycerophospholipid biosynthetic process. The coding region runs from base 1 to 1317 and encodes 438 amino acids. The transcript has 2 exons. Lineage: Eukaryota; Fungi; Ascomycota; Sordariomycetes; Ophiostomatales; Ophiostomataceae. The record is from RefSeq and is a predicted model, not a curated record.